Messenger RNA from Protopolystoma xenopodis, 1551 nucleotides. Lineage: Eukaryota; Metazoa; Platyhelminthes; Monogenea; Polystomatidea; Polystomatidae. The record is from the annotation of a GenBank genome assembly.
AUGUGGCUAGUCUGGUUUGUAAAACUCCUCGAUGCCAAUACUCAAACGGAAGACUAUCACUUUACUUGGUUGAAAAAUCCAAGGACUGAUAAACCCUUCUUCAUAGAAUCGUCCCACUGUAUCACUCGCGGCCUACAGGACAAUAUUUAUUUAGACAAUGAUGAUGCCCUACGGUAUAAUGAUCUUAAAAAUCGGAAUUCAUGCACUUGCUUGAGGGAUUCUUUUUUCACUGUAGACAAUUCUAUUCUGUCUAGUCGAGUGGCGGAUCAACAAGGCAAUAUACACGUCUGUCUAGAAGUACCACAUUCAAAGUCAACGUCGUCUCCUAUUCCAAAUUUUAGUGAACAUAAAUGCGCCACUGAUAUGGCUAGCCAUUUUAGCCCACAUACUGCUCUGGAAGCAGAGUUAGCUGACCCAUUAUCCGAUGGCAGAGAUAACCCCUCGUUAUCAGCUUUAGACCGUCAUUGGGCAGCUAGUUUAUCAGGUAUUGCCAUAACAAGGCAAUUUAACUCCCCAGACGCAGUAAUGAAAGCAAGAAAUUUAGGAAAAGUAGAAAGAUGUGAAAAGAAAGAGGAUGAGCGAAAUUUAGAUUCAAAAAAGGAUAUUUAUAUUCAACAAAGUUCCCGCACCAGAUGGCCUCGUCUAAAUAUGUUAAAAACUGAGCGAACAAUCAUCCCUCCAUUUGAGCACGGGGUAGUUAUCCAGCGAAAAAGCAAUAAACCAGAAAUAGGAGAACAUAAAGAGCUACUCAGGCAAAAAGAAACAAUUUUAAUUUGUCCUAUGACAACUUCGAGUACUAGCUCAAUUGACCUGAAUAAUCUUUCUUGCUCUACUUCAAACAACUCGCCUCCCGAAGAGUACAUUCUACCACUCGCCACAACUUUGUCAUCCCACUCCUCUUCAACCUCCUCCAAUUAUUCGGCAUCGUCCUCAUGCCUUACAUCGACCUCUUUACAAUCGACAUGCAAAGGAGAAUCAUCCUCGCAAUCUGCAGUAUUUUUGGCGCCUUCAGUAGGGCAGCUUUUUGAGACUCGUUACACUCCCGGAAAAUCGGAACUUGGAAAACAACUAGUCUCUAAGGCUGAUAGAAAUAAACACAAAAACUACCCGCUGACAAAUUUUGGAAACAAGACUAAAAGACGGAGACGGAGGAAAACAGAAUACUCUAUUAGAAACGAGGAAGAUAUACUAAAAGACGAUAGUGGACGUCAUCAAGGAGUGAUGAUAUAUGGAGCAAACAUGGAAUCAAAAGAUAGACUUGUAACUGUAGAACCUGAAUCUGAUAAAACAGCAGGAUGGGGCUGGCCCAGAACAAAAAAUAAAGAUAGAAUAGCCUAUGUUACGACUUCUCAACUCAAUUCAGAGAUAAAUAUCGCUGGGAACAGACCAAGGCAUCUCUCUCAGCCUAACCGCCGUUAUGUUAACUGGCCAAACCAAGCAGCAGGAACCAUUAAAUCUUCAGAACCGACAGCCACGAAUACCCCUUUCCUGGAAAGAGAAAAGAAGACUAGAGCAAUUAAAACUAAGAGCAAGCACACGACAGAUGUCUAG